Molecule: messenger RNA, 984 nt
Organism: Salvia splendens (bonfire salvia)
Lineage: Eukaryota; Viridiplantae; Streptophyta; Magnoliopsida; Lamiales; Lamiaceae
Exons: 7
Coding region: 1-984 (327 amino acids)
Source: RefSeq, a predicted model, not a curated record
AUGUGGAAGAUUGGAUCUACCUUUAAUUUCGAGAUUUCUGUGAUGCGCAUGCUUAUUUGCUUUGUUGAAUGGGAAGUGCAAAGUGACAGAGAAAAAGUGAGAGAGGAGUCCAGAGCUGCUGGUAGGCAGCUCGACACUUUUGAUAACAUUGGUUUCCAUGGAAGCAUGUUUCCCAGCAUAUUUGGAGGGAAGGAUCCUUUCGAUGAUCCUUUCUUUUCUCGUCCCCAUGGGGCCUUGUUUGGCUCGCACAAGAUAAGCUCCGGUAAUCCUGGUAACGUGCAGCCUAUGAGCAGAUCAAAAGGACUAGUGAUAGAAAAGCUGGAUAGUGAUGCUGAAGAUGUGGAGAAUGAUGUUCGUCGUCCCUCUUGGGCAAAUAACAAUCCACUUGUUGAGCAUCCGGAUGAUCAGGAUGAUGAUUAUGGAAAGAGUCCCAGAAAACAAAGGGACGUGUCUUCCAGUGCAAAUCAGAUCAAAGUGGAACCAGAGAAACCACGGUCUCACAGUGUAAGCUUCCAGAAGGUGACAUAUGGUGGGAUCAACGGAUCAUAUUAUACAGCAACAACUUCUCGUAGGGCGGGAAGCGAUGGAGUGACGUGGGAAGAGAGCAAGCAGGCUGAUCGAACGACAGGUCAAGCAGCUAACAAGGUCUCCAGAGGAAUUCAUGAUAAGGGGCAUUCAGUCACAAGGAAGCUUGGUUCGGAUGGUAAAGUGGAAAGUGUGCAGACUCUACAAAACCUAAAUGAAGAUGAACUUGACAGCUUUGAAAAAGCUUGGGGAGGCAUUGCAGACAAUCACUUCCGUGGUAGGAAUGAUUCAUUUGAUUUUCCUAAUAUCUCAGGGAUGCAAAGCAAUAGGCUUGGUUCAUUGGCAGCCUGGGGAAGCUUAUCCGAUCCAUUGCGAGACACAAACAGAAUCAGGAGCUUCAACCAGGAGCAAUCCACGAGAGGAAGACCGAAAAAGGUGGUUACCAUAAACAUCGAAUAA